GAUAUGCUUGUUAGAUCUCUAGGUGGUUUUGGCUCUGAUUUGUGUCUUGGAAAUUAGGAAUAUCAGUUGGGUAUGAUGCACAGGCAACAUAAUCCAAUGGUGAAUUUUACUGAAUCUUAGGGAUUCCUUUGAGUUGUAUGAGCUCAAUGUUGAGCUGUAUGGAAAUCUACUGCAUUCAACUGGAUAUGUGCAGUCAGCACAAAUGCCUUAAACUGGCAUAUUUACCAGAGCAAGCUUUUUGUUGGUGUGAACUGGGGAUAAUUUAUUUUUCUGUCAUAAGUGAUGUCUUUCUUGUUCUCAUGUAGUCUUAUCGUUUGAGCAACCAGUAUUAUCUUCUAAAAUAGAAAGAGCUCCACCAUGUGGUUAUCUGUGUCUUCUUUUAAGUGGUUACAGUGUGCUAUACUUUUGCAAUUUCUCAUAUGAGCUGUUUGUUUUACUUCUCAUUCACUUACUUUUUUAUUAUUUUGCUCUACUGCAGGCAAUACGAGACUGGUUCCUACUCCAGAGACAUUGAAAUUCAUUAGCAAGCUGCUUGCAGAUUGCAAUGUCAAAGUUUGCAGGGAUAACUUGAAAAUGCCAGCACAGAUUUUGGAUGACAAGGAAAAAAUAGCGUCGAGGUUUAUUUCUGGCAAUGGAUUAGUUGAAGAUCCCUGUGCAGUUGAGAGGGAAAGAGCUAUGAUUAAUCCCUGGACUCAGGAGGAGCGUGAAGUCUUUAUUGAUAAGCUGGCUUCUUGUGGUAAGGAUUUCACGAAGAUUGCUUCGUUUCUUGAACACAAGACGACUGCAGACUGUGUUGAGUUUUAUUACAAAAAUCACAAGUCUGAUUCAUUUAGAAAAAUCAAGAAGAAUAAGCAAUCCAAGUCAUUGACGAACUACUUGAUGUCGUCAUCAAGUCAGAAGUGGAAUCGUGAGAUGACCGCAGCAGCUCCACUGGAUCUUUUGGGUACUGCAUCAGUUAUGACUGAUUCUGACAGGGGCAUGGUUAGCAGAAAGAAGCAUUCUACUAAAAUUUUAAUCAGAGGCUAUAAUAGUAAUAAUUGCAAAAUAUUGAGAGAUGGAGACAGUAUUUCAUCAGAAAGGUCAAACAAUUAUGAUGCCGUGGUCAAUGAAAGAGAAACUGCUGCUGCUGCUGCUGCUGAUGUGCUUGCUGGUAUUAGUGGUUCGAUGAGCUCUUGCAUUACUACUUCUGCAGAUCGUCGUGAGGGAUUCCAUGAACGUAAUGCCCGAAAGAGAGGGAGUGGGAAUAGGAAUAUACGUCCUUCUUUAUCUGAUGUAACCCACAGUGCGGAUGAAGAGGAAACUUGUUCUGAUGAUAGCUGUGGGGAAAUGAAUGCUACUGCUCAUUGGACAGAUGAGGAGAAAGCAGCUUUUGUUCAGGCAGUUUCUUUGUAUGGCAAGGAUUUCGCAAGUAUCUCGCGUGGUGUCCGGACAAGGUCUGAGGUUCAGUGCAAGGUGUUCUUUAGCAAAACAAAAAAGUGUCUUGGGCUGGAUCAGAUUCAUUCUGGAAGAGUGAAAGUUGGCCCAUCUUUGAGUGAGGAUGCAAAUGGAGGUGGGAGUGACAUGGAAGAUGCUUGUGCUAUCGAGAAUGGUUCAAAAGAAUUUCCUUCUAAGGUGGACCUGGACCUGCCUCCAGUUAUGUGUGCUAUUGGGGAGAAGGACGAUGUUUGUGAUGGUGAGGCUAGAGUUAAUCAUGAAAAUGAUUUGAAUUUAUUGGGGGAUAACGAUGUUGGAGAAGAAGCUACGGAAGAUGAGCAUUUAAUGGUUGUGGAUACUGCUAUGGUUUCUAAUGGCCCGAAAGAUUACUUGCUUCAGUCAACUCAUCUUGUUGAUGGUGAAGUCAUUAAUGGGUUUGUUCAUCAUAAUUCUCUUUUCAUGAGUGGUCAGAAAGUUUCAGUGGAGUCUGUUGUUACAGAAGGUGAACGAGAGUGUGUAGUUAAAGAGGACUUUUCAGAAUCUUGCUUUACUGGAGAUGCAGCCAAUUCUGGUCCAUCAUCCAACCUGGUUUGUGUAUCUGAAAUUGAAGCUGGGAAAGAAGUCCCUGUCAGGAAAUCUGAGAACAGUCUGAUACAAGAUUUGAAUGUAACCAAAGAAGUCUCGCACCCUCUUCCAUUAGAUAUGGGCUCUUCCUCAAAUGAAAGUCCUGUUACUGAAAUUAUGAAUCAAAAGCAAGCUGAAGUGAGUUCUGUGGAGACCAGUCUGGCUGUCAUGUCUUUCCCAUUGGAAGCUAGUAACAUGUCUAGUGCAGACUCUGUUGUACUAACACAGUAUGGCAAAGUGCAUGACUCGGGUAACAGGACUUUCUGUGGAAAGCAAGCUGGCAGUGUUGAUGUUCAUGAGAAUAGUGAUAAACAGGAUGGGAGGUCUAUCUGUGGAAAUGGCCAUGUGCAGCCUUUGCUUGGCCACCCUGUGCUGAAUCAUUGGGGAUCUGCUCAACUUAAGAGUGGUUCCGCAGCUGAAAUUCCCGCGAAGCAGUUGAAUGAUGUUACUUCCUGCAGACCUAUUUCUAAUGGUGCAGUCUUGAAAAAAUCUGAAGAGAUUAUUAUAUCCAGUCAGUUGGCCGAGGCCUGCUACCUUCAGAACUCCAGCCAACAUUCUGAACGAGCAAGUGAGCAGCCUCAAAACUCGUCAGAAGUGGAGAAGCCAUGCAGGAAUGGUGAUGUUAAACUAUUCGGUAAAAUACUAAGUACUCCUUUGUCAUCGUCACAGAAGAAGCCAGACCAUCCUCCUGAAGCACAUGGGCAUGAUGAAAAUGGCAGCACCCUCCCUGUGAAGACAAGCAGCAGCUGCAGCAGCUCAUCUACCUUUAAAUUUACUGGCCAUCCAAAUCCCAGUUCAUCAGAUGCAGGGAAUCUGGCGAGUUUGCUGAAUUUUGAUCAGAACAAAUGUGGUGCAGGAGGGUUGAUGGAGAAUAGUGUUCCAAUGAGGAGUUAUGGUUUUUGGGAUGGGAGCAGAAUACAGACUGGGCUGACAUCGUUGCCUGAUUCUGCCAUCUUGCUGGCCAAGUAUCCUGCUGCAUUUAGCAAUUACCCAGGGGUUUCCUCAUCACCGAAGAUUGAUCCUGCAGCAGCAUUGCAUGCUGUCGUAGCUAAGAACAGUGAACAACGAAGUAUGAAUGGCUUACCUGGUUUCCCUCAAAAGGAUGUAAGCAGCAACAGCAGCAGUAACGCGCUGCUGGAUUUCCAGAGGUACAUGAGUCAUCAUGAUGCUACCAACAAACUGCAGCCACCAUUUGUGUUCGAUUCAAUUUCGAGUCUACAGCAGCAUGGAAUGGCGGCAGCAGUAGGAAUGGGAAUGAGUAGCAUUGCAGCAGUUAGAGGUGGAAGCAGUAGUGUUAUUCGUCAGGCUGUGUCAGAUCCUGUGACGGCCAUUAAGAUGCACUUUGCCAAGGCUGAUCAUCAAUUUGGUGGUUCCUCAAAUGGAGGGACGAUAAAUGUGAAGAGGCAGGAUGAUUCUACUAGUAGUAGUUGGAGAGGCAAGGGGGAUGUGCUGAGAUAGUGAAGAAGAGGUCGGCCUGCCAGCCAGCUCCUUAAAGGGAAGAGCCUAGUGGCAAAUGAAAGUGUUUUUGUUGCCGCGCCCUGUAUCAUAGUUUUUGUAAUUGUUUAAUUAAUGCAGUGAUAGGGGACUGAGGGGACGGAUGGUUUCUCUAAUCCGUCAGAAAAAGGUUAAAAAAUAGAGUAAUUUAAGUAGGGAAGGAGCGUUUGUAACAUUUUCAGGCCAACCCUUUUGUAUUUGUUGUAUUUGAUGAAGAAUACAGAAAAUAAUGUGCCCAAAAAAAG
This is a messenger RNA of Linum trigynum, 3776 nucleotides long. NCBI's taxonomy places the organism in Eukaryota, Viridiplantae, Streptophyta, Magnoliopsida, Malpighiales, Linaceae. The record is from the annotation of a GenBank genome assembly.